CCUGAAUAUCUUUGUGGCUAUGACGCCACCCCACCAUACUUCAUUGGCAUUAUUUAACCGAGAUGAAUCGUUAUAUAGACGCCAAAUUCAUAGCGAAGAUUCUAGAAGCCCUUCACCUGCAAUGCCAAGCCACGUUAGUAUCUUUACCACCUGCUGAGCGUGCCUAUAGGGAUCAACAUACCCCUCAACAUGGUCAUAAUUUAGAGUCUUUUUAUCAAUAAAGAUUGCUUUUUGCAAUGAAGAUUGAAAAGGGAAGCCACUCACUCGUUCCACAGGCUCUUUUAGACGCGAUUAUAAUUUCAUUAUCAAAUGUGCAAACUUCUUCUGCUUCAAAACCUCAGGUGUGUCUUUCUCAAAGUUGUAGAAGACAUCCUAUCAAUAUGAAUUUUAUCACGGCGAUAGGCUCGGCUCUUGAAAGGAGGUGGUUCUGCGAGUUUAAUUUUUAUGAUCUUUUUCCUAUCACGAGCUUUAAUCCUUCCUAGUUAUCACGAACUUCUUUUAUUCAUUCCAACUCAACGCAUAGUACGUUUAACUUAACACGUUAAAAUCAUGCGAUCUUUUACGACGCAAAAUUUUACGCCUGUACUUUUAUUUCCUCGGAGACAGUGAUGGUGAAUGGGAUAAAGCGUGGUCAUUCAAAAAGGAAGAACCCCAUGGUCGAAGGCUUUUCAUGUAGUUACGAUUUAUGGUGAUUCCUAAAUACUAUUCUUUCAUGAACAUGUGGAAUAUAUAAAUAAAUAAAUAAA
This is a messenger RNA of Phytomonas sp. Hart1, 746 nucleotides long. Lineage: Eukaryota; Euglenozoa; Kinetoplastea; Trypanosomatida; Trypanosomatidae. The record is from the annotation of a GenBank genome assembly.